Messenger RNA from Arvicanthis niloticus (Nile rat), 3966 nucleotides. NCBI's taxonomy places the organism in Eukaryota, Metazoa, Chordata, Mammalia, Rodentia, Muridae. The record is from RefSeq and is a predicted model, not a curated record.
AUGUCAUUGCAGGCAUUGGAUCAGGAGCUCACCAUGUCUUCUCAACCUCCUGGUUGGUCCCACCACCCUCCAAAUCCAAAGGAGACUAAAACUCAUCCAACACCACCGAUUUUUCUUCAUUAUGCAGAACCUCCCAUUGGACCAUUAGUUGAACCUCCAGAUCUGUUUUUUCUCAAAAUUACCAAAUCUAAACCUGUGCAGGAAAACCCUACUCAGAUUACAAAAGCACCUAAAGACAUUGUAGCUCAAAGUCUGGAAUUUAAGGAGGAUGCACUUCCAGAUUCAUUUGAAGGUCAAGCUGAUUCUGCUUCACCACCCAGUAUGUCAUUACAGCCAUUGGAUCAGGAGCUCACCAUAUCUUCUCAACCUCCUGGUUGGUCCCACCACCCUCCAAAUCCAAAGGAGACUAAAACUCAUCCAACACCACGGAUUUUCCUUCAUUAUGCAGAACCUCCCAUGGGACCAGUAGUUGAACCUCCAGACCUGUUUUUUCUCAAAACUACCAAAUCUAAACAUUCACAGGAGAACCCAAGUCAGAUUACCAAAUUACCUAAAACGGUUUUAGCUGAAACUAUUGAAUAUAAAGAUGGCUUGACUCCAGGUCCAUUUGAGAGUCAAGAUGAUUCUCUAACUCCACCCAAUGUUUCAUUACAGCCUUUGGAUCAGGAAAUCACCAUAUCUUCUCCUCCUGGACGGGCUCAGCAACCUCCAAAUCUGAAAGAGAAUAAAGAACAUGAGCCAGAAGAGAUUUUCUCUCACCAUGCAGAACCUUCAAUGGGAAUGGUAGUUGAACCCCUGGAUCUGCCUUUUCAGAAAACAAUGGAAUCUAAACCUGUGCAGGAGGCCCCCGCUCAGAUUACUGAAUCACCUAAAGAUGAUGUAGUUCAAACUCUAGAAUAUAAAGAGGUAGCAGUUUCAUCUGUAAUUGAGGGUCAUGCUAAAUAUCUAACACCCAGUAUUUCCUAUCAACCUUUAGACCUGGAACUUUUUGAAUUCUCUGGCCCCACUACUGAGGUUCAUCAUUCCACUACUUUCAAUGAGACUACAGUUCCUUCUUCAAUGCAUAUUCGUAUCACAAGUCCACAUUUGCACUCAAAAUUUUCUGUAACUCCACAACCUAAUACAAUGGUUAAGCACUCUGUCCAAAUGAAGGAGACUUCAGCUCAGACUUCAGAGAUACCUAUGGAGACUUUAGCCCAAUCUGGAAAGCAUUAUUCACCAGCAGUUUUAACUUCAGUUUAUGUUGAAAUUCAACAUUCAAAUUUAUCUGCUAUAGAGACUACACAUUCUGAAGUCCCAACAACCACAGCUCCUUAUCCAGAGGUUGAGCAUUUUGAAGUCCCAACAACUACAGCUGUUUAUCUAGGGGCUGCACAUUCUGGAGUCCCCACAACUAUAACUUCUUCUCCAGAGGCUUCACCUUGUGAAGUCCCAACAACUACAGCUGCUUCUCCAGAGAUUGCACCUUCUAAAGCCCCAGAGGCUACAGCUCCUACUCUGAAGUGCCCUAGCAUAACAGCUCUACCUGUAGAUCAGGGUGAGAAACACCCAAGCCCAACUGAAGUCACAGUUCAAGUUUUGAAAGUGGAAUCUACCAUAACUCCAUAUUCUGAAAAUUCUAAUACAGAAAAUGAUUUAACAAUAGAAAAAGAUGCCUACAAUUACACCAACAUAUGUGACUUCUGCUUGUGUGAAAAUGAGACACUGUUGUGUGUUCAUCCCAGCCCAAAAUGGAGACUCCACCAAGUGCCUGUGCCAAGGCCCAACACCUACAAUGACACUUUUGCUAUCUUAAAUUUUAAAGGAAAUGAUAUUUCUUACAUUGACAAAAAUGUAUGGAAGGUAUACCGCUGGACUGAGAAACUAAUUCUCAGUGAAAAUUACCUGACUGAAUUACAUAAGGAUUCAUUCGAAGGCCUGCUAUCGCUCCAGGUUUUGGAUUUAUCCUGCAAUAAAAUACGCUAUAUUGAAAGAAGGACAUUUGAGUCAUUACCUUUUUUGAAGUAUAUAAACCUUGGGUGCAAUUUACUCACUGAAUUGAGCUUUGGAACAUUUCAAGCAUGGCACGGAAUGCAGUUUUUACAGCAGUUAAUUCUCAGCCGUAAUCCUCUUGCAGUUGUUGAAGAUCCCUACUUUUUUAAGUUGCCAGCAUUAAAAUAUCUGGACCUGGGGACCACACAGGUGCAACUGACAACAGUUGAGAACAUCUUCAUAAAGACUCUGGAGCUGAAACAUCUGAUCUUACCUAGCCACAUGGCCUGCUGCCUCUGCAAAUUUAAAGCUGACAUUGAGGUUAUCUGCAAGACAAUCAAACUGCAUUGUCAAACAGGAUGUCUGACAAACACCACACAUUGUCUUGAGGAAGCAUCUAUAAGGAACCCAGGAGGAGCAUUCAUGAAAGUGUUGCAGGCCCGGAAGGGGAACAGCAGCACUGAGCUCACUAUUGAACCAGAAAGGGGCAAUUCAGACGAAGAUUAUGCCAACUAUUCCAGUUCCAUGGAUGAAAAGACAGACUUUGAUGAUGAAAAUGAUGUUAUGAGCGCGCUAAAUUACAUACUGCCAUAUUUCUCAGAGGGAAAUAUGGAAGACAUAAUGUCUUCAAUGUUACCAUACAUUAAACUGCUGUUUUCUCAUGCACAAGAUACAGGUAAUUCCUUGGGAUCUUUGCAGAAGGACACAGUAACUGUUUCUGCUACAAAUGAAUCUAAGUCCAAUAAUGUCACUUACAAAAAUAAAUUGAAUAAACUUCAUUUUUUAGAAAAUUUGUUAGACAAAAAAAUUGAUGAGGUUCAAAAGGAAGAGAAACCUGGGAGGCAUAAGGCAAAAUCUAAAAAUAUAAGUCCCAAAUUUAAACGACGAAUAUUUGAAAAGAGAUGGGAACCCGCCCAGGCAGAGGAAGACUCUUUCUCCCCAGAACUGUCCCUGGUGGACAAGGCUCCCACUACAAAAUCGCUACCUGAGUUCAUAGACAGACGAAAAGACUUGUCUUACACCAUUUAUGUUUUAGAAAGUGCAAAUGCCAAUGUGAAGAGAACGAAGGGUUCUAACCCAAGUUUACAAAGUGAAGAAAGAUAUCGAAACCUUAGAAAGAAAAAAUCUCAGUUUCAGUUGAUUGCAAAGCGGCCAGCAGCAUCCUCUGCAGUGAGGAGCCUGAUAAAUUCCCCUGCACGAGGGAUCUUUUCAUCUUUAGGAGAUCUGAGUUACUCAGAAAGGCCCUUUCCAGAAUUAUAUGCAGCUCCAGAGUCCACUAUAGAAAAGCCUCUUGAAGAAAUUCAGGCUGCAACAGAUAAUAUUGGAGAAAAUAUUCUUGAACCAAUCCUCACUAUGCCUGAAGAAACUACAUCAAAAAAUAAGCCUGAGAUUCCUACUGCAGAUUCUGAUAUCCCUAUACCCAGUGUACCAGGCUUAAUUCCAACAGUUGAGCAAACCAAUGAGCCACAGGUACACUUAGUUUUCGGGUCUGACUCACCUAACUUCAACGAAGUUGUUUACCCAUCACUGAUGACGCCAGAAGAACAGUUUGAAUCUCAUCUAAACCAGCAUCUGGGGCCCCUCAUCCCCAACAGCAAUGUGAGAAGGCUCAUCUCUCACGUCAUCAGGACGUUGAAGAUGGACUGCUCUGACAGUCAAGUGCAACUGUCUUGUGCCAAGCUCAUCUCCAGAACAGGCCUCCUGAUGAAGCUUCUCAGUGAGCAGCAAGAUUUCAAGCUGUCCAGGACUGACUGGGAUACAGACCAGUGGAAAACUGAGGACUACAUCAAGGAGAGCACAGAAGCCAAAGGCGAACAGAAGAGUCUGAAACUAAGUCAGCUUUCAAAUGAAGUCUCAGGGUUCGGCUACAAUAACAAAGUCAUCUUGGCGAUAUCUGUGACCAUUGUAGUAAUAGUUUUGAUUAUCAUUUUGGGUCUCAUCGAGGUUUAUUCCCACAGAACAAAAAAGGGAGAUGAAGAAAAUUCCACGUGGUAA